Molecule: messenger RNA, 506 nt
Organism: Medioppia subpectinata
Lineage: Eukaryota; Metazoa; Arthropoda; Arachnida; Sarcoptiformes; Oppiidae
Source: the annotation of a GenBank genome assembly
UAGGAAUUCAUUUGAUUUUAGUUUUUAAUAUCUGUUUUAAUAUAUAUUUAAUGAGUUUUGUUUUAAUAUAAUUUUUAAUACAAUUCUUGGCGAUAAUGUUUAAUUUAUACGCGUCUUGGGAUAGCUAUGAGGCCGACGAAGACGUUGCCUGUGAUGUCGACCGUUCAAUUUCUUUGGCGUCCUUUCGUCGUAAUGUCGACACCAAUGGCUCUAUUCGUCGCAUACCUGAGCCCAUCAUUCCGGACGCCAUCCAAGAAAUUGAAGAAAUAAAAGAUUGCGAUUUGGAGGCUAACUGUGAGAUACAAGAGCCGGUCGUUGGGGCCGUUGCGGCCGUUGAAAUCGUCAACGCUUACUAUAGUUAUGGCAAAAAGAAGAAAGUUGUGAACGCUUUGCAAGGCAUCAGUUUGACAGUUCCCGAGGGCUCUAUUUACGGACUCCUGGGUCCGAGUGGUUGUGGAAAGACAUCAUUACUUCGUUGUAUUGUCGGUCGUCUUCACCCAAAAGAA